UUUUGUUAUAACAAAACAAGACAAGAAAGCCAAGAUUAAUCAUGGCCCAACAGCAACAACAACCAGCCUAUGAAAACAAAUUCAUUUAUGCAACCUUACCUCGUACACAACGUGGCCAACCCAUUGUCUUGGGUUCUGAUCCCAAAGGUAAAAAUUUCCUUUAUACCAAUGGAAAUUCGGUGAUUAUAAGGAAUAUUGAUAAUCCCGCUAUUGCUGAUGUCUACACGGAACAUUCGUGUGCCGUUAAUGUGGCCAAAUAUUCGCCAAGCGGUUUCUAUAUUGCAUCUGGAGAUCAAUCUGGCAAGAUUCGCAUUUGGGAUACCGUCAACAAGGAACACAUUUUGAAAAAUGAAUUCCAACCCAUUGGUGGCCCAAUUAAGGAUAUUGCCUGGUCUCCCGACAAUCAACGUAUUGUGGUGGUGGGUGAGGGACGUGAACGUUUUGGUCAUGUCUUUAUGACCGAAACUGGUACAUCGGUGGGUGAAAUUAGUGGCCAAUCGAAGCCCAUCAAUUCAUGUGAUUUCCGUCCUGCCAGACCCUUCAGGAUUGUGACAGGCAGUGAAGACAACACCAUUGGCAUCUUCGAAGGCCCACCCUUCAAAUUCAAAAUGACCAAGCAGGAACAUUCCCGCUUCGUCCAGGCCGUACGCUAUUCACCCGAUGGCAAAUUCUUUGCCUCAGCUGGUUUUGAUGGCAAGGUAUUCUUGUAUGAUGGUGCCACAUCGGAGUUGAUUGGUGAAUUUGGCAGCCCUGCCCAUAAGGGUGGUGUCUAUGCCGUGGCAUGGAAACCAGAUGGUACCCAGUUGUUGACAUGUUCCGGUGAUAAAACUUGCCGUCUAUGGAAUGUUGAAACACGUGAAUUGAUCUCAGAAUUUGUUAUGGGUACCACAGUUGAUGAUCAACAGGUGUCUUGCCUUUGGCAAGGUGAACAUUUGUUGACUGUCUCCCUAUCGGGUCACAUUAGCUAUUUGAAUGUCAAUGACCCCUCGAAGCCAUUGCGUGUCAUUAAGGGUCACAAUAAACCCAUUACCGUUUUGGGUUUGAGCGAUGAUCGUAGUACCAUUUAUACCGGUAGUCAUGAUGGUGUUGUGACCAGCUGGAAUUCUGGUAGUGGUGUCAAUGAUCGUGUUGCUGGAGCGGGUCAUGGUAAUCAGAUGAACGGCAUUGCUGCCUGGGGCGAUUUUGUCUACACCUGCGGCAUUGAUGAUAGCUUGCGACAAUUUAACAUCGAAUCGAAUGCCUUUACCGAUUAUGUGGUCAAAUUGAAUUGCCAACCUCGCGGUUUGGCCAUUUUCCGCAAUGAGAACAUCAUUGCUGUGGCCUGUGUCAAAGAAAUAACCCUGGUUCAGGAUCAAAAGAAAGCCUUUUCCUUGCCCAUUAAAUAUGAAUCGAGCAGUAUUACCGUUAAUCCCGAAACAUUGGAUGUUGCCGUGGGCGGUGAUGAUCAAAAGUUGCAUAUUUAUACACUGAAGGGUACCACACUGGAACCCAAAACCGAAUUGGAACAUUUGGGUGCCGUUACCGAUUGUUCCUAUUCCCCAGACAAUAAAUAUUUGGUGGCAUGUGAUGCUCAUCGUAAGGUGGUACUUUACAGUGUGGAGGAAUAUAAGCCUGCCCACAACAAAGAAUGGGGCUUCCACAAUGCCCGUGUCAACACGGUUGCCUGGUCACCCAAUUCCCAAUUGGUGGCCAGUGGUUCCUUGGAUACCACCAUUAUUAUUUGGUCGGUCAGCAAUCCAUCCAAGCAUACCAUUAUCAAAAAUGCUCAUCCCCAAUCUCAGAUUACCCGUUUGAUAUGGUUGGACAAUAACACUGUGAUCUCCACUGGCCAGGAUUGUAAUACCAAAGUUUGGCAUGUUGAAACAAUCUAAACCGCCGGGGGACAAAAACCAAAACUACUACCACCUAUGUCAUUUAAAAA
This is a messenger RNA of Musca vetustissima, 1921 nucleotides long. RefSeq names its product actin-interacting protein 1 (gene flr). The record is from RefSeq and is a predicted model, not a curated record. Lineage: Eukaryota; Metazoa; Arthropoda; Insecta; Diptera; Muscidae. Gene Ontology annotation, cellular component: cortical actin cytoskeleton. Gene Ontology annotation, biological process: sarcomere organization; locomotion; positive regulation of actin filament depolymerization. Gene Ontology annotation, molecular function: actin filament binding. The transcript is spliced from 8 exons. The coding region runs from base 42 to 1871 and encodes 609 amino acids.